This is a messenger RNA of Etheostoma spectabile (orangethroat darter), 5553 nucleotides long. Its product is annotated as bromodomain and WD repeat-containing protein 3. Gene Ontology annotation, molecular function: protein binding. Gene Ontology annotation, biological process: regulation of cell shape; regulation of transcription by RNA polymerase II; cytoskeleton organization. Gene Ontology annotation, cellular component: nucleus. The transcript is spliced from 40 exons. The coding region runs from base 1 to 5364 and encodes 1787 amino acids. Lineage: Eukaryota; Metazoa; Chordata; Actinopteri; Perciformes; Percidae. The record is from RefSeq and is a predicted model, not a curated record.
AUGGCAAGAGAACGGUGUUCACAAACCGAAGCUGAACUGUAUUACCUCAUUGCCAGAUUUCUGCAGUCUGGACCUUGUAAAAAAGCAUCACAGAUUCUGGUUGAGGAGCUGGAGGAGUAUGAGUUGAUCCCUCAACGAUGGAGUUGGGACGGGGAGAAAUACAAACGGACCUUCCAAGACUGGGUGAUUUUGAAUCAGCACAUUCCUGCAGACUAUCUGCUCCGUGUAUGUCAGCGGAUAGGCCCGCUUAUAGAGAAGGAGAUCCCACCUAGUGUUCCUGGAGUCCAAACACUUCUGGGGCUGGGCAGACAGUCAUUGCUUCGUUCCACCAAAAGUUGUAGCCACAAAGUAUGCAGUGGCUCAGCCGUCGCGGCACUCCACCGAGGGCGUCCACCAGAACCUCCAGUCAGCAAUGGACAUCCUCCCAAUGUCGUGUCCAUCAUGGGUGCUCGCCAGGCCUCGGGCACGGCUCGUUUCAGCCAGACCUUGCCGUCUUCCUCCUACCAACACAUGAAGAUACACAAACGUAUCCUUGGCCACCUUUCUUCAGUCUACUGUGUAGCCUUUGACCGCACCGGCCGUCGGAUAUUCACGGGUUCUGAUGACUGCCUGGUAAAAAUCUGGGCCACGGAUGACGGCCGGCUCCUAUCGACACUUCGCGGCCACUCAGCGGAGAUCUGUGACAUGGCUGUCAACCACGAGAACAGCCUCAUUGCCUCAGCUAGCUGCGACAAAACCAUCAGAGUGUGGUGCCUGCGAACCUGUGCACCCAUCACUGUUCUGCAGGCCCACGGCGCCUCCAUCACAUCCAUACAGUUUUGUCCUGCUGUCAAAGGGACAACGCGGUACCUGGCCUCCACCGGUGCAGACGGCAUGGUGUGUUUCUGGAAGUGGCACUCGCACAACAUGAAAUUCCAUGAUCAACCAGUCAAGUUUGUUGAGCGGUCACGUCCAGGAGUACAGGUCUCCACUUCCUCAUUCAGCAGUGGUGGUAUGUUCAUGGCCACCGGUGGCACUGAUCAUUUGAUCAGAGUCUACUACCUGGGUGCUGAAACUCCUGUGAAGGUCUCUGAGAUGGAUGCACACACGGAUAAAGUUGUUGUUGUACAGUUUAGCAACAACAGUGACAGCCUACGGUUUGUGAGUGGCAGUCGCGACGGCACAGCCAGGAUCUGGCAUUACCAGCAACAAGAGUGGAAGAGUAUCACUUUAGACAUUGCUGCCAGGCUGCCUGGGAGUACUGUCACCAAUGGGGAUGAUAAAACCAAGCUGGUUGUUACCAUGGUGGCUUGGGACCGUGCAGAUAGCACUGUCAUCACAGCAGUGUCGAACUACCUGCUCAAAGUGUGGAGCACAACCACUGGACAGCUACUGCACAUUUUAUCUGGUCAUGAUGAUGAGGUGUUUGUGCUGGAGGCUCACCCAUUUGACUCCCGCAUCAUGCUUUCUGCCGGCCAUGACGGCAACAUUUACAUGUGGGACCUGGCCAAAGGAGCCAAGAUCCGCAACUUCUUCAACAUGAUUGAAGGGCAAGGCCACGGGGCUAUUUUCGACUGCAAGUUCUCAGCUGACGGACAGCAUUUUGCCUGCACUGACUCACACGGCCAUUUGCUCAUCUUUGGCUUUGGCUGCAGUAGACCAUAUGAGAAGAUACCUGACCAGAUGUUCUUCCACACGGACUACCGACCUCUUAUCCGUGACUCUAAUAACUACGUGCUGGACGAGCAGACGCAGCAAGCCCCACACCUUAUGCCUCCACCCUUCCUGGUGGAUGUUGAUGGAAAUCCUCACCCUCCUCACUACCAGCGCCUGGUUCCAGGAAGAGAGAGCUGCAAGGAGGAUCAGCUGAUACCCCAGCUAGGAUACAUGGCUAACAGUGAUGGGGAGUUGGUGGAGCAGGUGCUUGGCCAGCAAACGGCAGAAAACAGAGAAAGCCUAUUAGACAAUCUCAUCAGACAGUUGCAGAAUGAGCAGGACCAGCGUCAGAACGAAGAAGAGCCGGCCGAAGAGGAAGAAGCGGGAGGUGAAGAAGAGGUGGAGGCCUCCUCCUCGGCUGCUGAGUCACACAGGAGUAGGCAGGUGGACGGGGUGUGGCAGAUGCAGCAUAACGCCCUGCGGAGUCAAGUGGCCACCGAGAGGGACCUGCUGGCCUGGAGCCGCAGAGUGAUGGUCAAUGAAGUGCCACAAGGGAUAUCCAGAGUUUCGGAGGAGUGCAGAAAAGCCAAAGGUGACAUGGAAUGUUCUCUAUACAAUGCAGAGAGGAGGAAAAAACCAGUAACAUGCACACCCAAGAACGAUUUGUUGACUUCACGCCUGCGCUCCCUGCGGCCGACCAAGAAAAAGCAGCAGCGGCACACCUAUCAGACCCGCUCAGCUCAAGUCCGCCGUCCGGGGACCAGGAGUCGAAAUUCCACUAACCGACGUAACUCUGACAGCCAGAUAGACUCUGACAGUGAUGGAAAUGCAGCAGCAGAGGUGGAGCAAAGCGAAGCCUCCUCCGAUGGUGAAGCUCAGUGGCAAAGCGAGAGCAGCUCCAGUGACUCCUCUAGUGAAUAUUCUGAUUGGACAGCCGACGCUGGGAUCAAUCUUCAGCCGCCAAAGCGACCAACCAGGAGGCCCGUCCAGCCCCAAGGUUACAGCAGCUCUGAGGAGGAAGAAGGCGAUGGCAAGGGAAAGGAGGCCAAGAAGAGGGACAAUGAGAAGAGGAAGAAGCCAAAGGAGACCAAACAGAAACCCACAUCCUCUCUGGCUGGGCUCGAUGCGGAGGAGUGGCUGCCACCAUCAUGGAUAAUGGAGACCAUCCCACACCGCUCUCCUUUUGUUCCACAGAUGGGAGAUGAGCUCAUCUACUUCAAACAGGGCCAUCAGGCCUACGUCCGGGCUGUGCGCAGGGCCAAGGCCUACAGCAUCAACCCUCAGAAACAGCCGUGGAACAGACUCGACCUCAGGGACCAGGAAUCCGUGAAGGUGGUUGGAAUUAAAUAUGAAGUGGGACCUCCCACCCUCUGCUGCCUAAAACUGGCUUUCUUGGACCCAGUCUCAGGGAAGAUGACCAAUGACUCUUUCUCCUUAAAGUACCAUGACAUGCCAGAUGUCAUAGAUUUUCUGGUAUUGCAGCAGUUUUACAACGAGGCUAAAGAGCACAACUGGCAGCCAGGUAUGAGGUUCCGCAGCAUCAUUGAUGACGCCUGGUGGUUCGGCUCCGUGGAAGACCAGCAGCCUUUGCAGCCGGAGUAUCCAGACAGCCUGUUCCAGUGCUAUGCAGUAAAGUGGGAUAAUGGUGAGCGGGAGAAAAUGAGUCCCUGGGACAUGGAGCCUAUACCUGAGGAAGCUGCGUUGCCCGAGCAGGUGGGUGAUGGCGUGGAGGUGGCCGAGGAGGAGCUAAUGGCCCUGCUUUACACGCCUCAGGAAGGAGAAUGGGGGGCUCACACACGAGAUGAAGACUGUGAGAGAAUCCUCCAUGGCAUCGAUCAGCUUCUAACACUGGAUGUAGCCAAGGCAUUCGCGUCACCAGUAAAUCUGCGGGACUACCCUCUGUACUGCACCGCGGUGGCUUACCCCACUGACCUCAGCACGAUCCGCAAACGAGUGGAGAACCACUUCUACAGGCGGAUCUCUGCACUAAUGUGGGAGGUGCGCUACAUUGAACACAAUGCCCGCACUUUCAAUGAACCUCAGAGCCCCAUUGUAGCAACUGCCAAGGUGGUGACUGACGUUCUCCUUCACUACAUUGGGGACCAGAGCUGCACAGACAUCUUGGAUCUGUAUCACAAACUGAAGUCUGAGGUCAGCAGUGGAGAAGAAGCUGAGGCUGAGUUGGAUGUGGACUCUGACACUCCAGGCACAUCUACAGGACAUCGGGGAGCUGACCUGAAUUCCAAGAAGCGAGGUGUGGUCUUGGAUGUGAAAUUCUGGCGAGGUCAAUGCAAAGAGCUUCUGCGUCGUAUGAUGGUCUCGCCAGAUUCAGUCCCGUUCAGGCGGCCGGUGGACCUCUUCGAGUAUCCGGACUAUCGAAACAUCAUCGACAUGCCAAUGGAUCUGGCUACAGUGUCCGAGACGCUGGUUGCAGGGAAUUAUGAAAGCCCGAUGGAGUUUGCCAAGGACGUGCGCCUCAUUUUCAGCAACUCCAAAGCAUACACGCCUAACAAGAAAUCACAGAUCUACACCAUGACCCUCAGCCUGUCGGCCUUCUUUGAAAAAAACAUCAUCUCCAUCAUCUCGGACCACAAGUCUGCCAUUCAGAAUGAACGGCGGACUCGCCAGAGACUCAGUUACAGGAACAGAAUGCACAACGGAGGCAGCUCCCCGCCCAUCAGUCCAUCCCCCAGCCCUAACGGGAAGCACAAGUCAGGAAAGGUGUCGAAGCCAAAAAAAUCCCGGACCUCAGCGAAGAAUCGUUCCCUGAGACCACAUCAGGUUCAGCAAAGCAGCAGUGUAGCAGAGGAGGAGGAGGACAUCCAGCCUUCUUCCCCAAGUUCAGGGACGAGCAGCAGCGAGAACAGAAACCAGGGGCCACACCGUGUGACCCGCAGCCAAGCAACUCCGGUGAAGAAGUCAGGGCGCCAGCGCACGCUGCAUCCAAGCAACGGCUCCAGACAGCGCCACGAGCGAGAAGCGCCGCAGUCUGACGAUGAUGAGAAGGCGGAUUCCGGGUCCAACAGAUCCUCGUCGGAGUCAUCCUCCACCUCAUCAUCGUCCUCUUCCUCGUCAUCGUCGGACAGCGAGAACAGCUCCGAGUCUGAGAUGGAGAAGUACGUGGAAGGGGGAGAUCACGACUACAGCAAAGCUCCCUGUCUGUCCGUACGCCUCUCGGCUAAGGGUAAGCUGGCGGCCUCAGGGAAAAGAAGACACAAAGGAGGCGAGGACGGGGCCCAGACGGCCAAAAGAGCACGAGUGCAGCUGCCUGUAGAGGAGGAGGAGGAGGAAGAUGAGGAGGAUGAAGAAGAAGAGGAAGAAGAGGAGGAGGAGGAGCAGCAGCAGCCAUCGGAUCCAAGACACGGAGAGGAUGAGGGAGAGCAGCAGCAGCAGGAGGAGGAGGAGGAUGAGGAUGAAGAGGAGGAGGAGGAGCCCGAGGAGGAGGAGGAACCUGAGGAGGAGGACGAUGAAGACAACUCUGUUGAGACAGGGGCUGUAGCAGUGACAGCAGCAGCAGCAGCUAGCAGUCUGAGAGGCAGCCAGUGCAAGUCUCGACGGGUCAACACGCGCAACCAGGGCCGCAGGACAGUUCUGUACGGAGACGAGUCAGAGGACGAUGGCCAUGGGUCGAAGGAAGACCCCCUCAACCUGGGCAUGUCCCGCUCAGGACGGGUACGCCGCAUGACUGAGAAAGCCCGCGUCAGCCACCUCAUGGGCUGGGGUCACUAACCCGUCGCCCUUUUUCAAACCUCAAUAAAAGAAAACUAUUUAACAUGAGUAAUACUUCAGGGAUUUUUUUCUUUCUUUUUGUACAAGUGUAUAUAUAAUAUAUAUAUAUAUAUAUAUAUAUAAAUGAUUUUUCUUUUUAUCUGAGACUGCUUAUGGCUCUCAAACUGAUAGCUGGUGCUCAUGAUGUUU